This is a messenger RNA of Pyrenophora tritici-repentis Pt-1C-BFP, 1299 nucleotides long. RefSeq names its product Glyco-hydro-16 domain containing protein. Gene Ontology annotation, biological process: carbohydrate metabolic process. Lineage: Eukaryota; Fungi; Ascomycota; Dothideomycetes; Pleosporales; Pleosporaceae. Gene Ontology annotation, molecular function: hydrolase activity, hydrolyzing O-glycosyl compounds. The record is from RefSeq and is a predicted model, not a curated record.
AUGGCAGUCAUCAUGCGAAGACUUACUAAAGAGGAAGAGAAGAAAAAGCAGGACGAAAAAGACCGUGAUUACUUCAAGUCACGUCGCGUCAGGGCUGAAGAUGUCCAGAUGCCAUGGCUUGAUGAGGUGUGUCGACGAACACAGAUAAAGAACGGCAUUGUCAUUGUUGGUUUCAUUCUCGGCGUUAUGGCUUGCGGUCUCGUUGUCUGGCACAGCAUGCGCGAUGUCGGCUUCUAUCACUAUUGCGAGGCUUACCACGACAACUUUACAUCAUGGAAUGACAGUGUAUGGACGAAGGAAGUUGAGCUUGGUGGCUUUGGCAACGGUCAGUUUGAGAUGACUACCGCCACAGAUGAGAACGUCUACCUCGAGAACGACGAGCUUGUCAUCAAGCCUACCCUUCAAGACGAGAAGUUGAUCAUGAACAACACCACCAUCAUGGAUCUUCGCCACAUGGGCUGUACUGGUUCCCAGUGGUACGACUGUUACACCGGUACCAACACGACCAACGGCACUAUCAUCAACCCAGUCAAGUCUGGCCGCAUCAACACCAAGCUCGGCGCCAAUAUCAGAUACGGUCGCCUCGAAGUCGUCGCAAAACUUCCUCGCGGUGAUUGGCUUUGGCCUGCUAUCUGGAUGUUGCCCAAGGAUAAUGUGUACGGCCCAUGGCCUCGCUCAGGCGAGAUUGACAUUGCCGAAUCACGAGGCAAUGCUGUCGGCUACUCCAAAGGCGGUAUCAAUUACAUAUCCAGCUCGCUGCACUUUGGCCCCAAUGGCAAGUACAACGGCUGGUGGCGCAACAACGUCAAGCGUCACGCUCUGCACACGACAUUUGCAGCGGACUACAACACGUUCGGCAUUGAGUGGUCCGAAAAGUACAUCUUCACAUACAUGAACUCGCGCCUCCUACAAGUCAUGUACACGAAAUUCAAGCACCCCUUCUACGAAGUCGGACAGUUCCCGCUCUCGGACCCCAACGGCACCCGUCUCGACAACCCCUGGGCGGACAGAAAAGGCAACAGCGCGCCGUUUGACCAAGACUUUUACCUCAUACUCAGUCUGGGCGUUGGCGCAACAAACGGCUGGUUUGUAGAUGGCGAGGCUGGGAAGCCUUGGCUCGACAAGAAUUACCGGGCCAAGAUGGACUUUUGGGAGGCUAGGGAGAGCUGGCUGCCGACGUGGGAAGAUGAGGGUAAGAUGAGGAUUAAGAGCAUUACUAUGUGGCAGCAGAAGGGGUAUAAUGGGUGUGGGACUGAUGCGAAGAAAGUUUUGAGUGGUAGUAAGGGUCCGCUGUAUUGA